AUGGAACUUUAUGAUGGUCCAAGAAAAAAACCACUGAAUGAAGAUGUUUAUGACAAUAAUGGAAUUGAUGAAGAAGAAUUUACUGAGAUAAAUGUGGCAGAAAACCAGCCAAGCCUUCCAGCUCGCAGGAGAUUUCUCCUUGCAAUUGCUGGAAUUCCAGGAUCGGGCAAAUCAACGUUUGCGAAGAACAUAGUGAAUGGAGUCAAUAAUAGUUUUGAGCAUGAAGCAGCUGUACUUGUUCCAAUGGAUGGAUUCCACUAUACUAAAAAGGAAUUAGAAGGGUUUGAGAAUCCGGAAGAAGCACGUAUGCGCAGAGGAGCGCAUUGGACGUUCAACGCCCAAGGUCUACUGUCUCUAAUUUCUUUGUUGCGUGAAGACAUAACCGAUGCCCCCAUCUUCGCUCCAUCGUUUAUUCAUGGCAUUGGUGAUCCGAAAGAAGACGAUAUACAAGUGUCCAUAACUCACCGAUUGGUGGUUCUCGAAGGUCUGUAUCUGCAUUUGACGGAACCUCCACCGUGGAACGAAAUAUCAUCGAAUAUGGAUGAAUUGUGGUUCAUCACUGUGGAUCCUGCUUUAGCGCGAAGUAGACUUAUAAAAAGACACAUGAAGAGUGGCAUCGCAUUGACCGAGGAUGCAGCAGCACACAGAGCAGAUACCAACGACAUACCCAAUGGUGAAUUUCUUCUCAAGUACAGUGCUGCUCCUGAUAGGAUCAUACAAAGUAUAGAAGAGGAAGGGCAUGGAAUAUGA
Molecule: messenger RNA, 750 nt
Organism: Paraglomus brasilianum
Lineage: Eukaryota; Fungi; Glomeromycota; Glomeromycetes; Paraglomerales; Paraglomeraceae
Source: the annotation of a GenBank genome assembly